Molecule: messenger RNA, 1548 nt
Organism: Spodoptera littoralis (African cotton leafworm)
Lineage: Eukaryota; Metazoa; Arthropoda; Insecta; Lepidoptera; Noctuidae
Source: the annotation of a GenBank genome assembly
AUGAAGCCCAGUGUAUUAAUUGCUACCAUAUUGUCAUUACUAGUGCUUACAGACUACGCCUACAGUCUCAACAUCCUUGGAAUAUUUCCGUACCAAGGCAAAAGUCACUUUAUCGUUUUCCGUGUUUAUUUACGUGAACUCGCAAAAAGAGGUCACAAUGUGACCGUUAUUUCUCAUUUUCCUGAACAAGAUCCACCUGCGAACUAUCAUGACAUAAGUUUGGCUGGAAGUACGGAAGCCAUAGAAGGCGUGGGGCCCUUCCAGACUUCAUAUCUCGUUCUGUUGGGCGUCAGCCUGUUCCUUGCUCAUAGUGGAGUUCAAAACUGUGACACAAUGUUAGAAAAUGACCGAGUACAAAGUUUGAUCAAGGAAAAACCAAAGUUUGAUGUUAUUGUAGUGGAACAGUUCAAUAGUGAUUGUGCUCUUGGCGUCGCCCACAAGUUUGACGCUCCGGUUGUUGGUAUAAUGUCCCACAUACUUAUGCCCUAUCACUAUCAAAGACUGGGUAUCCCCUACAACCCAGCUUAUGUACCAUUCCAUUUUCUGGAAGGUGGAACUAAACCUACUUUAUACCAAAGAGUAGAAAGAACCAUAUUCGACUGUUAUUUCCGAACACUAUUUAAAUAUUAUACUCAAAGAAAUAAUCAAAAUAGUCUUGCUAAGUACUUCGAUGACAUCCCGCCCUUAGAUGAUUUAGCUCGAAACAUGAAAUUCCUUCUUUUGUACCACAACUUCGUACUUACUGGAUCAAGGUUAUUCCCUUCUAAUGUAAUAGAAAUUGGAGGUUUCCAUGUUGUUGACGCAAAACCUUUAACUGGCGAUCUCAAGAAAUUCGUCGAUGAAGCAGAGCAUGGUGUGAUCUACAUUAGUUUUGGUUCCGUUGUGAGAGCCAGCACGAUGCCGGCAGACAAAGUGCAGGACGUACUAAAUGUUAUGAAAAAACUACCACAACGAUUUAUUUGGAAAUGGGAAGAUAAGACGUUGCUGGUGGACAAAAAUAAACUGUACACCAACAAUUGGCUUCCUCAAGUCGAUAUUCUAGCUCAUCCAAAAACGUUAGCAUUUUUGUCCCAUGCUGGCAAUGGUGGUACGACAGAAGCUAUACAUUACGGAGUUCCGAUGGUAGCCAUGCCGAUAGUUGGAGACCAACCUGCAAACGCUGCAGCUGUAGAAGAAAGUGGCCUUGGAGUGCAAUUACAAGUUAGAGACUUGAAUGAAGAAAACCUAUUGAAUGCUUUCAAAAAAGUUUUGGAUCCCAAAUUCAGGCAAAGAGUGAAAGAGGUUUCUAAGGCGUGGCAUGAUCGUCCACUCUCCCCAAUGGAUACCGCUAUAUACUGGACAGAAUUCGCUGCCAAGCAUCCCAAUUUCACAUUCAGAACAGCAGCUGCAGACGUACCAUUUUACCAAUACAUUAAUCUAGAUGUCGCUGCGGUUCUCAUAACGAUAUUCGUCUUAAAUAUCGUGGUAUUGAGAAUAGUUAUAAAUAAGUGUAGAUCAAAGAAGAAAGUUGUUACAAAGACUGAAAAGAAAAAGGCGAAGCGUGCGUAG